GCACAUCGAUUUGUGGAAGGCCUGAAACCAAUGGUUGCUCAAGAUGUGGAAAUUGUGUCAAGGGGUCAAUUCAGCUAUGCUCAAGUUGUCGAAAUGGCUCUUACGGCUGAGCGGAGUGAAAACAAAAUUUGGAAGGAAAAUGCUGCCAUGAGAGAAUCUAAGAAAGGUGGAGCCAAUUCUAAUGACCACAAGAAACGGGGACAGGACCAGUCCGGGCAGCGAAGUCAAGACAAGAGGUACAAAAGUGAUAACGACCAACGAUUUAAUGGCAGCAGUGGGCGAAACAUUCCAGAAUGCCCUAAAUGUACCAAACGUCAUCUCGGUGAGUGUCGCGCAAAAGCAUGCUACAAAUGUGGAAAAGAAGGACACAUCAAACGCAAUUGCCCACUGUGGGGACAGACUGGGAAUAGAGCAGAACCCAAGAAAGAUGACAAGUAUGUUCCAGCCAGAGUUUUUGCCAUCACUCAAGCAGAAGCUGAGGCCAGUCCUUCGGUUGUAUCAGGAUCUUGUUCUCAACAAGGAAAUUCGUUGAGGUGCUCGAGGUAGCAAGUGUGGUCUUAGCAACUGAGGUAAGGGUAAGGCUAAGCAGUGAGAAUGAAGAGCUCGAGGCGUGGACCGCAUGUUAGGGGGCUGGCACAGUAUUUUGCUUUUAAUGUUUUUAACUGCUAAACAUUUUGGAACUAUUAUUUUGACUUAACUAGUUCUUAUUUAAGUUUACAGUACUAAAAGUAUUUUGUUUUAAACAAUGAGAUCUCAUGCUUGGAUAUUUUUCAAUAAAGCAGUAUUUGAUUGUCUUUA
Molecule: messenger RNA, 798 nt
Organism: Cannabis sativa
Lineage: Eukaryota; Viridiplantae; Streptophyta; Magnoliopsida; Rosales; Cannabaceae
Exons: 3
Coding region: 31-546 (171 amino acids)
Molecular function (GO): zinc ion binding; nucleic acid binding
Source: RefSeq, a predicted model, not a curated record